Messenger RNA from Impatiens glandulifera, 456 nucleotides. RefSeq names its product tetraspanin-9-like. Gene Ontology annotation, cellular component: plasmodesma; plasma membrane. The transcript has 2 exons. The coding region runs from base 1 to 456 and encodes 151 amino acids. Gene Ontology annotation, biological process: auxin-activated signaling pathway. NCBI's taxonomy places the organism in Eukaryota, Viridiplantae, Streptophyta, Magnoliopsida, Ericales, Balsaminaceae. The record is from RefSeq and is a predicted model, not a curated record.
AUGUCAAUUUAUCAGGCCGCAAUCACCAACAAAGGGAAGGGAAUCGAGUUACCCGAUAGAGCUUACGACGAAUAUCAGCUAAACGCUUACUCCAAGAAUUUGCGAAAGCUUGUCACGAAUUCUCACAAUUGGGGUAAGGUUCAUAAGUGUUUGAUUCGAACCAAUGCCUGCAAGAGGCUCACACAUGACAAGUCUAACGACACUUUCAUGGAGUUUGCUACAAAAGAAUUGUCUCCUAUUGAGUCAGGAUGUUGCAAGCCGUCUUACUUUUGUAAUUAUACUUAUGUGACCCCAACCAAUUGGAACGUGACAUUUAAUGGGUCUCAUGAAAACUCAGAUUGUCAAUUGUGGAGUAAUGAUCCGGGGACUCUUUGUUACAAUUGUGAGUCAUGUAAAGCUGGAACGCUUCAAGUUUUUAAGGUCAAGUGGACUGAUAUUUUCAAAUUAAGUUUAUGA